CGAAGCAGCUUCCAUCUUGAAUCUUGAUGGAGGAGCCCUGCAAUCCUCCUCCACCCACCCCCCGCCUUCAUCCUACUAGGGUUCAUUCCAUCCCCCAAACGUUAAGGUCCUCGUAGAUUAUUCGCCCAUGGGAAAUCCACUUUCAUCCCCCGCCAUUCUUCGAUUCCUCGACCAAACCCUUAUCCUCGAUGUCGAGAGCUUCCUAAAUAUGCGCGCUUUGUGGUUUUCCGAUGGGAUUUGAGGCACUGCGGCGCAUAGGGUUUAAGGAGGCGAUCAUGGCGUCGGAGGAGCUGGAUUUGGUCCAAUCGCGGAGGGCGGAGAACGGGUUGGGCUCGCGCAUGGUGUUCCACCGCGACGCCUUUCCCUUCUUCCGCGGCGACGGAGACCACGCCGGCGCGCGGAAACCGAGGGCCGUUGACGGCCCCGCGCCCGGAUUCACCGUCGUUGGCGAUAAGAUGUCCCCCAGUGAUCGAGACCCGCGAUUCUUUUCGAACCAGACCUGGGGUGCCGUGAGGGACGGGGGGUCGCCCAGCGGUGACGGAUCGGAUGGGGAAGAAGAAGACGACGGGGAGGAUAACAGCGACGACGAUGACGAGGAUGUCGAUGAGGGGGAUGGCUUGGUGUCAGUGGAGGACGGCAAUAACAAGGCUAACAACAAUAGCAGCGGCAGCGUGCAGAGUAGUUCGGAGAAGAUUCAGGACGCCAGAGCAAAAUCACAGGAGCACCAUUCGUCUUCUGGAUUGAUGAGAGGAGUGGUGGAGAAAGAUGGGAGUGAAGGAAGAGACAAUUUGGGAGUGCAGCAAUACCAGCAGGGUCGGAUGGAUAGUUACGAGAAUGCUCUUGCUGUCGUGGAUCCUGAACCAUACUACACCCAUGUCAUACAUGGGGGAGAGGGUUCAACUUCUGCCCAGAAGGAGUUGGGAGGAGAGAUUGGAUGUGGGUUCAGUGGUAGAAGAGAGGUCGGGUCAACAGCUGGUUACUGGGAGUCUUUGAGGACGCACCUCUCGGAUCCAAUAACAGGUGCUCUCAUGGACGAUGCAAUGAUAUUAUCAUGCGGACAUUCUUUUGGUAGUAGUGGAGUGCAGCAUGUUUAUAGAAUGAAAUAUUGUUGCAAAUGUGCUCAGCCAAUUUCAGAAGAUUCAGUCCGACCAAACUUGGCUCUUCGUUCUGCGGUUCAGGCUUUCUGCAGGGAAGAAGAGUCACAAUCUUUGAAAGCAUCCAAAAGAAGAAGAGAGAGGUUUGAACAAGACAAAUGUAAUUAUGAUGAUCCUUUUCCCAUGGAUUUUUCUCGGGGUAAAGGUGUUCAGUUUCCAUUUUCGGUUUCUGAUCGGGUCAUAAUCAAGGGUAACAAGAGGACACCACAACGAUUUGUUGGACGUGCCGCAAUAGUGACAACACAGUGCUUAAAUGGAUGGUAUGUGGUGAAGACAUUGGAUAAUGCGGAGAGUAUCAAACUUCAGUAUCGUUCCUUAGCAAAGGUUACAGAUGAUCAAGUAUCAAAUAUGAUCUCAGAUAAAGCUCAUGCACCAAAUUGGCUAUAAGGCCGUGAUGUACAGCGGAGGAGUGAUGCAAAACAUUGAACUGUUGCUGAGAAAUCGUAAAGCCGUUAUCUGUUUUGCUGGUGAGACACAUUUAAUGCAAGCUCCUGUGUAAGCAUGCAAGGGACCUGGAUAGGCUGGUAUGCUGUCUUUUUGGCAAGUGCUCUGUGGUUUGGGGUCCCAGUAAUAGGGUCAUUUGAAGAUGUACUCUUCUGUACCUGAAGAUUUUACCGGCAAAUCUUGUAUGAUUUGACCAUUAGAUCAAACUUUUUUGUAUCCAGCUGAUUAAUUGAAAGAAGCAACAGUAUUCAUUUUCAAAU
Molecule: messenger RNA, 1858 nt
Organism: Phoenix dactylifera (date palm)
Lineage: Eukaryota; Viridiplantae; Streptophyta; Magnoliopsida; Arecales; Arecaceae
Product: RING/U-box superfamily protein
Biological process (GO): protein ubiquitination
Molecular function (GO): ubiquitin-protein transferase activity
Source: RefSeq, a predicted model, not a curated record